GACUACAACGGCGCGACGGCGUGCGUCUCGGGCACCCGCUGUGAAAAGCAAAACGACUACUACUACCAGUGCCGCCCCAACACGCUUCGCAGCCUCCGCGAAGCAUAA
Messenger RNA from Saprolegnia diclina VS20, 108 nucleotides. RefSeq lists its product as hypothetical. The transcript has a single exon. Gene Ontology annotation, cellular component: extracellular region. Gene Ontology annotation, biological process: carbohydrate metabolic process. The record is from RefSeq and is a predicted model, not a curated record. The annotation marks the transcript as partial. Lineage: Eukaryota; Oomycota; Saprolegniomycetes; Saprolegniales; Saprolegniaceae. Gene Ontology annotation, molecular function: cellulose binding.